Molecule: messenger RNA, 1572 nt
Organism: Naumovozyma castellii
Lineage: Eukaryota; Fungi; Ascomycota; Saccharomycetes; Saccharomycetales; Saccharomycetaceae
Gene: SIR2
Product: NAD-dependent histone deacetylase SIR2
Exons: 1
Coding region: 1-1572 (523 amino acids)
Source: RefSeq, a predicted model, not a curated record
AUGACUUUAUCUGUUGAAGAAGCUGCAAAUUUGAAAAAACAUCCACUAGAAAAGGCUGUGUCUAUGUUACCAAGCGGAAAGAGACCGAAGUUGAGAUUAGUCGAAAGUGAAUACACACAGAAGAAGAGUUCCCCGGUACCUGAGCAAAGUAUUAACAAUAAGAACACGGUAGAGAUAGAAUCAAAUACCAAAUCUAUACAUGAUAAAAGUGUGGAACCAUUAAGACCAAUACCGCCAAAGAAAACUGUCCUUCUGGGCAAGAAUCCGUUGUCAAACAAGUGGGUGCUUCCACAUUUUACACAAGAUGACACAAUAAAUGCUCGAAUGUACCUCAAAUAUUAUGGUUCAAAGAAAUUCUUAGAUGCGUACUUACCUAAUGAAUUAAACUCAUUAUAUCUUUAUUAUUUGAUCAAGCUUCUUGGAUUUGAAUGUAAGGAUAGAGAUUUGUUAAGGUCAAUUUACAAAAAUGUCGAACCAAAAGAUGCAAACACUAAUGUGAAACUAUCUUAUGUUGAUCCCACAGAUUCGUUAGAAAAGAAAUAUAUUGUGCGAUUAAUAAAAGAUCUACAGAAGGCUAUCGGCAAAGUACUUGCUACAAGGUUAAAAUUACCCUAUUUUUCCACACUAGAUAAUUUUGUUGACAAACUAAAGAAUUCCAAGAAAGUUUUAGUCCUAACUGGUGCCGGUGUUUCCACGUCUCUAGGUAUUCCUGAUUUCAGAUCCUCGGAAGGGUUCUAUUCUAAGAUCAAACAUCUGGGGUUAGAUGAUCCCCAAGAUGUAUUUAAUUAUGAAAUAUUCAUGCAAGAUCCUUCGGUAUUUUAUAAUAUUGCUAAUAUGGUUUUACCGCCUGAAAAUAUUUAUUCACCAUUACACAGUUUCAUUAAGGUGCUUUAUGACAAGGGAGAACUGCUCCGAAAUUACACUCAAAACAUCGAUAAUUUGGAAUCAUAUGCAGGUAUUCCUGCCGAAAAGUUAAUACAAUGCCAUGGUUCCUUUGCAACAGCAUCAUGUGUUACCUGUCAUUGGCAUUUACCUGGGGAGAAAAUCUUUGAAAAUAUUCGAAACUUGGAGUUACCAUUAUGUCCAUAUUGUUACGAAAAAAGAAAACAAUAUUUUCCAACUUCAACAUCUUUAUUCCCAGAUGAAGAAGUUGAAGAAUAUCCAACGAAUGGGAAAGCUCUAAAAUCAUAUGGUGUAUUAAAACCAGAUAUUACAUUCUUUGGAGAAGCCUUACCUUCAAAAUUCCAUGAAAGCAUUCGCGAAGACAUAUUGCAAUGUGAUUUGUUAAUCUGUAUCGGUACAAGUUUAAAGGUUGCACCUGUUUCUGAGAUUGUUAAUAUGCUUCCGGCCAGUGUACCGCAAGUAUUGAUUAACAGAGAUCCUGUCAGACACGCGGAGUUCGAUUUAUCACUUCUUGGAUAUUGUGACGAUAUCGCUGCUCUUGUCACAGAGAAAUGUGGGUGGGAAAUUCCUCAUAAGAAAUGGGCUGAACUAAAGAAGAAGAAGUACACUUGUACGGAAAAGAGUAGAGGCGUAUACGAUGUUGUUGCAAAACCCCCAAUGGAGAGUUAA